UCUUCACUAAAUUAAUAUGAAGAUUAUAAAUUUGAUGGACAAUAAUUAAUGGAAAGUUUUCAAUUGAAAAAGCAUGAUUUUAAUGAACACUAAAUAUGGAAGAGUGAAAAAAAUUUUCUUUCAUAUUUCUGUUUUGUUUCAUAUUUUUAUUUUCAAAAUUUCAAGUUUUGAUUUUAGUUAUAGAUUUGAUUAUUUUAUUUGACGGUAGAAUCAUUUAUACUUAUUUGUUCAUUUAUUUGAACAUGUAAUAUUUUUUUAAUAAAUGACUAUCUUGACAAUAUGACUAAAAAUUCAUAUAAUAUGAUCUCAAACAAAAUAAUUAUGUUUUUUUGGUAUAAAACCGAAUAAACCGAAAACCGACGGUAUAUAAACCGAACCGAACCGAAGUAAAUAUGGAUCUAGAAUGGUAGUUAUAUUUUACUAACCGAAAUACCGAAAAUCGAAAAAAACCGAACCGAAACCGAACCGAUAUCCGGAUUGAACACCCCUACUCUCAAUGAUGACUACUUGAAAGUGAAAAAAGUCGCCUAUAUAAACACACAAUGAAAGUCUCGUCUUCUUCACUAAUCACAUUUUCUUCGCGUAUAUAUCACAAAGAAAAACAAGAAGGGUAAAGAGAAAAGAUGAUCUCAGUGGUGAUAAUAACUGAGUUACUAGUGGAGUACACGACGGCUCUCGCUAAACUCACCGCCGGGAUUCUUCCACGGCGUACCGGCGACAGAAACGCCUUACGGAUCGGCGCUUUCCUCCUUCCCUCACCUUCUUCAGCUGUCUCUAGGAUUCCUGAUUUCUCUGCUCAUCUCGUCGAUUUCUGAUUUCUCUUGGCACUUAUUUUUUGGGACUUUUCAGUUCUUGACAUUAGAUUUUAUUCCUCUAUCUUUUCUAUGAGAGGCGGCUGAGAUUUUUACCGAGUGUCUUGUCAUCUCCUCUCUUUUUUUUUUUGUUUAUCUUGGUUAUGAAUCUGAUAGAGCUUUUGUAAGUAGAUCCAUAUCUAAUUAAUAUAUAGAGAUGAAUAUUUGAUGGUUUUUUCUUAAACGAUUUCAUUUAUCGACCCAAUUGGGCAUAUAAGCAGUACGUACAAACAGUGACUGCCCGCUACACUUCCCGCUACACUUCCGAAGGACACACAGUCGAUAUGUUAUUUUCAUACCUUAGAUUUUUACUAGUUAAGUUCAUGGUAAUGAAGACCUUGACGUCCAUUUUCUUCUUCUUUUUAUCAAUCUUCUGAACUAAUGUGUUACUAUAAUAUUAUCUACACUAGUUCCAAAGCUACAAUUAAAUAAUAAAAUUUUGAGAAAUUUUGUUUGCUGGAUCAAAUUUUCAAAUGAAGAACCAAAAAACUGGUACAGUACUGAAUCAAAUGAACAUAAACUAACGAUCAAUCCCGUUACUGAUAUUUUUUUAUAACACUGAAAAAUUCAUUGUUCUCUGUACAGUUCGAAAGAACCCAUUAAAUGGAAAGACCACAAACUCUAAAAAGAGAAAAAGGAGAAAACACUAAAUGCCAGUAUGCAUCAUGGGAAGGAGCAGGUCUAGGGUAAGCCAACCCUGAAACAUUACUUGUCUUGAGCUUCAUUUCUUUCCUGCAGAAAGUGAUCUAAGCGCCUUAUCUCAAUCUGGGAGAGAUAGCUCUGGAUAGCAUGAAUGAUCCUUGAAAAAUGAGGAAAGAGACUUGGAUUCGUUAGAACCUUCCUUACUUCUUCCGAAGAUGCUUCGAAGAUUACAUUGGCCUUAUGCAGAGAAUGCAUACUUUAAACAGCCCAUAGCAUAGACCACAGCUCAGAUUCUGUUUUGGAUGGGCUGUAGGAAUAAGAUCUUCGGCGGCUACGUAAAAGUGUCCUGCUGUUCUCAUCUCUAAGGAUCCAUGCAGCCUCACUGAGCGUGUUGGGUCAAAUCCAGGAGGAGCCUUAUAUUGAAUUUUAAGCAACCAACAGGAGGUUUCUUCCAUCCCACUUCUUGAUCACCUUUUGUAGUGGUAACUUCAACUUCUUGACGUAACUUAUGUGCGUCUAUCCACGAUGAAGCUUCCUCAAAGGCUCUUCUUGCAAUUGAGAGGGGAUCUUCCACACGGUUCUCAAAAGCCAACCCAUUUCUUGCCUUCCACAAAUGCCACAAGACCCAAGGAAACACCAUUCUUGAGCUUUCUUCCACUGCAGAGUUUCUGAACACAGAUACUAGAUGCAGAAGGUCGAUGAGCUGGAAAAGCCUUCUGUAGGUAGCUGGAGGUUCGUGAUCUUCCAAACCUCUUGUGCUUUUUCGCAGGUGAAGAGAACAUGACAAAAUACUCUCUACCCCACGUCCACAUUGUUGACAGUUGGUAUCCAGUUGAAAGCCUCGGGUCUGUAGUCUUUCCUUGACAGCUAAAGCACCAGAGAGAGCUCUCCAUAGGAAGUGCUUAAUUUUUGGUGGAGCUUUAACCUUCCAGAUAUUUUGCCAUAGUUGCUUCUCCACUGCAGACAAAGAAAUCGCUUGUGGAUGCUGAGUCUUAAUUAUAGAGUCGAGAAAUUUGUAGCCAAUCUUCGUUGAGUACACACCACUUCUUCUAAUCCCCACACUGUAGUAUCUUCUUGAGUCACUCUGGGUUUCAAUAGCAUAAUCCCGUAUAUAUAUUUAUUUAUAUAAGUUAGGAAGUGUCUACUAACUAGGUCAUACUGCUGGCUGCAUAAUAUCCAAAUGAGAACUCCCCGGUACUGAUCUUUCAAGUUUGUCGUCAAAUUAACAGAUCCCGACACAUCAAGGUCAAAUUUCAUCUUCCUAACCAUACUAAGGAUACAUAAUAUGGCUAGGGUCUGAUAAGUUUCCUGGGCUUCCAACUUAAAACCAAAUGGUGAUUAGUGGAUUGGCCCAAGUCCCUUUCAUAUUUUCGAUGUGGGAUCUUUUCUCCAAUAGGGUUACCUUCCAUUUCUGAUCUGCGUAAUAGAAACGAAAAUCAACAAUCUAAGGAAAAUCAAAACGAAAGAUUCGACUAAACCCUUGAAUUCUACAACUAAACUAACAGAACAGAAGGAUUACACUGAAGUUGAAAACCUGAAGAAAGCGAGAUCGCAAAAAGACAAUCACAAUUUAAGGAAAAGAAAACAAAAAGAAUUCGAAGAAAAAGAAAAGAAACCAAGAUAUAAAGGAUAAGAGAAAGAGUUGUGGUCUCUCCUUGGAAAAGCCACCAAUAAAAGGAUAGUGGAUCCGGAGCAAGAAUAGAUGAUCCAAUUUUUAAAUCGGCUCUAACGGCACAAUCCUACAAAAACGCAAAAUUAAAAAGAUUGAACUAUGAAUCAAAGCCGUACUUCACCAAUCAAGGGGGCAUUUCUAUUACAAUAUUAUACUCCGGCCUCCUAACUAGGGGUUCCUGCCUCAAAGCAGCACAACAAUCUUCCCUCGACAUUGCUGAGAGAUCUAAGUGAUUAUCGUCUGUCAAAGGAAAAUACAUGCCAAUUGUAGCAUCUUGCUGUUUAUAUCCCGACCCAGGCAACAAUAUUCUCCUAAAAAUCAGGAAAACAACAUGCUCGCUGAAGUAUAUCGACGAUCUCCUCACCUGAUCCGACCAUGUGCCACUUAGAUCAGGUGAUCACGCGGCUACGUGCCAACAAGGCUACGUGCCAUUAAGGUCAUAUAUAUGCCAUAAGAUGGGUCUCGUUAGUCAUUGUAACAUGAAUCUGGUAUCAAGAAUCUCUCAAGAUCACGCGAUCACAUACAGAUUUUUGCCGAAACCACCUAAAGAGCAACAGUUUCCUUUGACACCUUGCAAUAACGCAUCUACUACCGAGUUUCUAAGUGCACAUGUUAUCUCCCAACUUCACCCAUAAAAUUGAAAGAUAAGGUGCAAACUGUUGGGGAUAAUUAAUUCAGGAAGUCAUGCAUCCUGCUUAGAGCAGGACACCGACCUUCUUCUCCUACCUAAGACGAUUUUUUGCUUUGGGUUGGGUUCUCCUCCUGCCUUCGUGUAAAAUGGAAAACUUCAACAAGAGGGACAUCUUUCCAUAUUUCAGUAUAUGGAAGGAUCUAACCCAAUUAUCGACUACAAGGACCUAUAAACAGGGUUCCUAAACCUUAGAGGGAGGGAUCAACUAUUUACAACUUUCACUAUAGAGUUAGGCGGCUAUAACUAGGGUUACAAGACCUAAACGUUGUAGUUUCGGCUCUAUUGAUCAAGAAUACAAUAAUUUUGAUCAUUGACUCUUUUUUACUACUUGCUUCUUGUUUUCGUAGUAUCAUAAAGAACCCUACUUAAAUUUACCAUAACGCCAAUGAACCUAGCAUUGUGCGGUGGGUGUUGCUAUCUAAGCUGGGAAGCUCCAUGGACAUUUCCUCCAUGGACAUCUGCUCCAUAGUCUUGUUCAUUUUGAAGUUGGUGUGGUUGAUGUUCCAUCUCAAAUCCCAAACAAUCUAAAUGAUCAUAUCUCUCUUGCUCUCUUCUUUGUCUUGUAAACUCUUUUUCUUUGCCUUGAUAUUGUCAACUCGUGGCAGUAGGUUUUAAGGUCUUCUGCCUAUCAAGUUCAUGCACCUAAAGAGAGGAAAAAGAGAAUUAGUAACCAAAUGUAAAAGAAGGUUUUGUCUCAAGUAAUGAAUAAAUCCUAAUGUUAACAUCAAUCUAAGUAUCUAUGUAGUAUAGUAGGUGUCAAACCAACAAAAGAGGAUCACAAUCACUAAGAAUGCAAGACAUUUUUAAUCUAAGCGCAAUCAAAGACUUUAUAAGUAAGUAACCAAUUGACAAGUCUAGAAUCUAAAUCAAACAAGUGACAAACAAGAACAAGUAAAUCAAAGCUGUCAAUCAUUUGGAUAAAGAAGUACCCACGGGAAAUAUGUAAUUUGUCUAAGGUGAUAAAGAUCUAAGCCAAGGUGCUAAUCAAACAAUCAUCAAGCUUCCAUAAGUCUGGAACACCAAAAUAGAUUAAUUUUUUUCCAAAACAAUAAUCCCAGUGUAAUCAAGCAUUAAUUACACAUCAAAUGCCUUUAGUGUAAUUCAAUUAAAAAAUGCAUUAAGAACAAGUCUAUUAACUAUAUAGCAAUCCUAACAUCAAAUUAUUUUGAUUAUUCAAGCUAGAGCAAUACUAAUUUCAUUCAAGCAUUUUAAUGAAAAUCUUGGGUGCAUAAAAAGACUUAAAAUCGAGAUGAGAGUGAUCAAAUAUUUAGCAUUAAUAAUUAUUAUCAAGCAUAGAAACAAGUAUAUUUAACAAUAAAUACCUUAACUUUUCCCUAAUCACCCUAAACCUAUCUAACCAUGGAUUCAAGAUGAGUCUAUUUACUAAUCAUGAUGAAAAACCUUAAACCCAUGUAAAGUUUAAGACUAAUCAUACUAGAUAGCUAAAUAAACAUAACAACACACAAUAUUCAAAGAUAAAAGUAGAUUAAAAAUGCUAAAGAUUGAAUCUUUUACCAAAUAAACAAGUGUUUAGAGAGAAGACAAGAUAUAUUAGAUUUUUUCUGCCUAAAACAUAUAUAUAGGUCUCUAAAUGCGAGUUGGGUAAAACGGGUAGAUGAUGAAUAUUGACUCCUAGGAGGUCCACAGCGGCAAAAGUAAACCGCUGCAGACCGUUGUGCACCUACAACAGUUUGGAAACAAGGUCGCAGCCUUUUCUGAAGACCGAUGUAGGUGUUGGCACGGAUUAUAAUCGACAUCUUCUUCACAGCCGUUACACUGCACCGCUGUCUCAUCCCACAAUUUAGUUGGUGUAUUUACAUUUUGUUCUAGCGGCUUUCACAUGCCUCUGUCUUGGACCGUUACAUGUGUUUGACAAGUUUUGGUUUUUGGUCUCUAAGAGCUAUAGCGGCUAUACUAUACCGCUGCAUCAUGUCGCUGGUAGUAUUGAAGGUUGAGGUUUGUUCACUGCGCUUGCAAUAGACUGCUGUAAGAGCCAACAACUUACCCAGUGGUUUAUGAUCUGAUCUCAGCGGCUUCAGAAAGCCGCUACGAGUUUUGGCAGAGCACAAGUUAUCAAAACAAAAACUCAUAGCAGCAUACCUAUAUCGCUGCUCAUGGCCGCUGUUACUCUUGUUUUUCACUCUGUGUCUUGAUCAGAAUCACCUCUUUUGCUUCAUUUCAUGCAUCAAAUUCAAUAAGUAUCUCUAACAUCUGAUAAAGACAAAUGCAAAUGCUAUGCACGUAAAUUAAUUCUAAAUUCUCCUAAAUGAUCAAAAAGAGAACAAAAUGAUAGGUAAAACAAUGCAAUAAUUACAAGACUUCGAAUCCUAAGAUGGGUAGAUAUAAAAUAUAAUAUAGUUCUAUAAGAUAAUAAUGUUUAAAAAUCUUAGCUAAAUAUAUGGUUUCGUUAAAAUUAGAACUUAAUGAUUAUAUAUAUAAAUUUUAUAUAAACAUAAGAAAAAUAUUUCAUUGUUUAUUUUUCUUCAAAAUGCAUUUUAUGUCUAAUUUUAUUUUUCAUUUUUAUAUUUUGUGUUAUUUUACUGAAUUUCUUAUAAAAUGCAUUUAUACAUAUUCAACAUACAUAAAAUAUCAAAUAAUCUAAAAAUUGAUGAAAUAUAAACCUAUAAAAUUUAAAUAAUAUCUUGAAAUAGUUUUUAGUUUUAAAUAAACAUUAUUUUAAAAUAAAAAUUUUAAAAAUAUAUAAUUUUCCCUAAAUUAAUAAACUAUCAUAGUCUCAAUAUCAUUAAUAUAAAGUUUUUACUGUAAUAGGUAUUCUAGAAACAAAUAUUUAGUUUUAUCAAGUAAUAAACUAGAUCAGUAAUUUGUAAAUAUUAAUUGUUCUCACAUAUUUGAUAAAAUAAGUACUUCAACAAGUCAAGUUUAAAUCUCAAAUGAAAUUAUUAGAGGUGUCAAAAUGAGCUAGCUAACUCGCUCAACGCAGCUCAGCUCAUAGUGAGCUCGGUUCUUUUAUGAGCUAGCUUAGCUCAGCUAACUUAUUAUAUGAGUUUCAAUAUGUAAACGCGAACUCAGAUCAUCUAGAUCAUGAGUUAAAUGAGCUAACUCGUGAUCUAAAUAAAAAUAAUAAUUAUAAAAUAAUUACAAAAUAAAAUAAAAUAGUGAUAGAAUAACUUCUAUUAUAGUUCAAAAUUUAAAUAUUAAAAAAAUCCAAAACAUAAAUAUUAAAUACUAAAUAAAGACCAACACAUGACAAAAAUUUUAAAAAAACUACACCUAACACAAAUUAUAUUAAAGCACAACCAAUGAUCCAAAUGUCUAUUCUUCGUGAGUCUUGAGACAAUUCAUCUUCAAUGUCUUAUAUAUAUAUAUGUAUAUAUAUAUAUAUAUAUAUGUUUUAUAUUUUAAUUUUAGAAGAUAAAUAUGAUAAAUAUAUAAAUUAUCUCUUUCUUACAUAAAAAAUA
Molecule: messenger RNA, 7275 nt
Organism: Brassica rapa (field mustard)
Lineage: Eukaryota; Viridiplantae; Streptophyta; Magnoliopsida; Brassicales; Brassicaceae
Source: RefSeq, a predicted model, not a curated record